Acipenser ruthenus (sterlet) is the source of this 2177-nucleotide messenger RNA. Its product is annotated as peroxisomal succinyl-coenzyme A thioesterase-like. The record is from RefSeq and is a predicted model, not a curated record. Gene Ontology annotation, biological process: acyl-CoA metabolic process; fatty acid metabolic process. Bases 225 to 1550 code for a protein of 441 amino acids. Gene Ontology annotation, molecular function: fatty acyl-CoA hydrolase activity. NCBI's taxonomy places the organism in Eukaryota, Metazoa, Chordata, Actinopteri, Acipenseriformes, Acipenseridae. The transcript is spliced from 11 exons.
CCUUCACCGUGUCUAUGGGGGCCGGGAAGAGUAUGACCCGCCCCCACCCGUGACGAGGAUUCCACUGAAAAGUUCCGGAAGGUUGACAACAAUUCUGUUGAACUGGUUGAAAUGUUAAUAUUAACUGCUCUUGGAAUACAAGAGUCACUUUUUUUAAACCAUAAAAGGGACGGAGAUACCCACACCCUUACCUGCACAACAGUGACAAGCCUGAGAGAAACGACAUGACAUUACCCGGUAUGGCAGCGAAAAUGGGUGAGAUGGACAUAAACGACGCAAGUCUGGUGAUCGUUGCACAUCCAACAAGGGGACUGGUAGAUGAAAAGUUUCACGUAGACGUUUUAAACCUUCGUCCUCAUCAACCAAUUACAUUGCACUCUGUCUUUCAAUCCGAGGACAAUGAUUUUUGGGAAGCUUAUGGCCACUAUAUCAGUGACUCUAAAGGAAUGGUAAAAGCUGAUGAAACAGAGUCCCUCGGUGGCUCAUUUACAGGCAAAGAUCCAAUGGGACUGAUCUGGAGUAUGAAGCCAGUACCUGGAAGCCGAACUGGGCUGAGGUUUCGAAAAAGAGAUGUCCAAACUCCGUAUGUAGUUCAUAUUUCUGUGUUUGAUGGGCAUAUUAGCAGUGGUUUCAAUGAGAAGUCUGCAUUGGCAUGUACUGUUAUGGAGCGCUGGUACAUGGCACCAGGAGUCUGUAGGAUUGAUAUAAGGCAGGAUGGAGUUCAAGGAACACUCUUCCUUCCACCAGGCCCUGGACCAUUUCCUGGGAUUUUAGACCUGUGGGGAGGUGGAGGAGGGUUAGUUGAAUACCGUUCCGCUCUUCUUGCGUCUCAUGGUUAUGCCUCCCUGGCUCUGGAGUAUUUGUUUCAGAAGAACACAAGUGAGAAAUCUGCUGUGGUUGGAGAACAGUAUUUUGAGGCAGCCUUUAACAUCUUGAAGAACCACCCCAAGGUAGCCAGUGAGCGGGUGGGCCUGUUUGGGUUAUCCUUUGGGACAUCUGUUGUGCUGGCAAUGGCAGGAAACUUAACAACAAUCAGUCCUAAGUGUUUGGUUUGUGUCAGUGGAAGCCAUGUUUUUCCUGUAAAAGAAUCCCUUUCUGGUGCCUUCGCAGAAAUGAAAACAAAACUGAAUAAACUUAAGGUUGAUGAGAAUAAUCACCUUAUCUGGAGAAACCUCAUUCUGCCUAUUCCUACAGAUCCAGACAAGAAAGUCAAUGUUGGGAACAUAAGAUGUCCUCUGUUACUGAUUGUGGGCGAAGAUGAUCAAAACUGGCCAGCCCCUGAAUGUGCAGUAGAUAUUGAGAACAUGAUGAAAAAGGCAGGAAAUGAUCAUCUGCUCACUAAACUGUCAUAUCCUGGCACAGGUCAUCUUAUUGAAACUCCAUACAGCCCUCAUACUCGAUUCAGCAAUUUUAUGCUAGCAGACAGUAGGGAGAAAGUGAUCGUUUUAUGGGGAGGGGAGACAAAACCCCAUGCUUAUGCACAGGAAGACUCAUGGAGAAGGAUCUUGAAGUUUCUGGAACGUCACCUUUACCAGAGAUCAGUUCUGUGAUCUAAUACAAUUCAUACAAUUUUGAAUAAAAUGGCAACCCUCAAGUCUCAAGCAUACAAUGUGUGGUGCCACAAGAUGGUGCUAUGGUACAGUUUUUGAUUUGGCAAGCAUCUGCUUUGUUUUGUGGUGUUCAUUUUGGUCCAGUAUUUUUAUAUAUUUACCAGCGUUUCUGAAGAGAGAAUCACUCUAGCAGAAUGGCUGUGCAACACAAAUUCAAAGUAAAUUUGCCGGAAACACUUUAUUAUUUUAAAGAUAACAGAAUUUAAUGCUGAAGCAUUGUCCACAGGCUACCUUUAUUAUUAAAAAGGUUGUUCUUCUCUGAUAAAUUUACGUGAAAUACAAUGUUGUCAUAGAUUUUAUUAGCCGUUACUUUUUUCAGAGAUCCAGGCUGAAAACAUUUGAAAUUCUGUUUUUUCCCAGUCCAACUGAAUUUAUUAUGUACUUAAUUCAUCAUCACUACUUUCAUGAUUUAUUAAAACCACAACAUACAGUAUGUACACCAUCCUGUCUGUGUAUAAAGGAAACCUUAAUUAUGUAUGUUCCUUUAUAUUCUCUGUUAAAUGAGUAUUUGAAUAUAAUGAUGCUGAGUUUCCAACUUAUUAAAAGUUAUAAUUAAUAAAACAGUAA